Molecule: messenger RNA, 2379 nt
Organism: Aspergillus mulundensis
Lineage: Eukaryota; Fungi; Ascomycota; Eurotiomycetes; Eurotiales; Aspergillaceae
Exons: 1
Coding region: 1-2379 (792 amino acids)
Source: RefSeq, a predicted model, not a curated record
AUGGAUCCCUUGAAGGUGAACGAUGCAAGCCGCAAUGCUUUUCUGCCCCCGUUUGGGGCCAACCCGCUGAUUGACCUAGCCGUAUCCCACCCAACUGAUCGAAGCGAGCAUCGCCUAAGCAUCUCGUCAGGCAUCUCGGGUAAGCUUCGCAGGCGGUUCUCUCGGGAUGCUCGGCAGUUGCAUAGACAGCCCAAAAAGUCAGAUCGAGGGCCAUUGAUCCCAUUCCUGCAUUCUUCUAAGCACCCCGGCAGCCAUGCGGCGCAAGUUACCUCUCAUGAGUUAGGCGGCAGCUUGGUGAGCGAAAGAGGGUACGAUAGCGAUGCGCAGUACAUUGGAACGCCGAAGCAUCAAGUCUACACGGCAGAACACCGCCCCGGGAAUGGGAUAGGAGUUUCUCCUCAUCGUCAACCUCCGCCUCUUCCUGAGCCUGGCUUGGAGCCGUCGCGAGAGCAUACGUUUGGAUUAACCGUGGAUACCAAAGGCGUCGGAUAUGAACAACCCGUACACCACGGGGAAGGCGGCGAAUCUCAGUUGCUCUGGCCCUCUCGAGAUCACGAACAUCAACCCCCACACGCUGUACAGGAGUCUCCCUCGACCAGUUUCCAAAAUGUGGAACUUGGCAGUCCCCUUGGGACUCUCCGCAAUGAACCCUCCAGCCCCUGCUCCAGUGGGACCAGAGCAUGGGCGCAAGAACGGCCAUCGCCAAUGCAAGCGCCAGCACCCGUAGUAAGAGCACAAGACAUGCACCGCCCUCAUUCACCCCCGGCUCCAACAGGGUCUCCGAUGCCUAUAGCAGACAGCCUUGAAGAGAGUGCGAGUCAAGGUUCUGGCAGCGGACGCAACACCGGAGCGAUGGUCUACCCUACUCUUCAUGCCCAACAGCCACAGGGCUAUGCCACGUCUGCGGAGUCUGUAUCCGGCUGUCCUCCGCAAAUAGCUGUUAGGAAACGGCACCAGCGACCACAAAGAGCAUUAAUCACACAUGGCGAGCAGUCCGUGCACCUGGGGGAAAUGAACAUCCACAGAAUGCUCGCUUCAUCUGGAUCCACUACCUAUAUACAAACCCAGAGCAAUCCAUUCGAUGAAAAUCGAUCGACUAGCAAUGCGAUGUUAUGGAAUCCCAACAAAUAUGGAACACUUAACAGUCCACCGAUGCCCCCAAUCUGGGACGUGGCGGAAGCAAAGCUCUCUGAACUGCCUGGGAGCAUUCAAGAUCCACGAUCGCCGUACUCUCCAAAGACUAGCAUAUCGUCCGCCGGUCUUGAUCAAGAUGAGUCGAACAUUCCCAGUUUUUCACAGGGCUCAUCCGGCAACUUACCGGCAAGACGAACUUAUUUGCCAUCCGACUAUGCAGCUAUUUCUGCUACCACUGCUGAAGAAGCCCACGCCUUGAAAAGUAAAUUCACUGAGCGAUUUGGAUCAGAUCGAUCGAUCGGCCAUGCAGGGGUCGGUUCACACGGGGGCGACAAUAGUUCUUCUCGCAGAAUAAGCAUAGGGUGGAUGUCCGAAGGUCGACGUAUUGGAUAUGGAUAUACGCUUGUACCGCCAGAGAAUCCAAGCGAACUACCAGAUCAGAUGCAUUACGGGCAUGCAGGACCUGGAGGUUGCGGUGCCACCGAUAGCCCUAAUGGUUCGCCCGCGGGUAGCAUCACGGGGAACUCAGUAAAGCAGAGGUCACCAUUGGCAGCAGAGACAAAUCGAGGACCUCUGAAAGCAAACCGGUCGAGCUUCGAUAUAUCAGCUAUCCUUCAAAGGCUCGGCUUCCCCCGCUGGGCUGGCUCAAACUCAACUCUAAAGCCGAGCAAUAAUAGUGACGCAGCAAGCUGUGAUUCCGGUGGCUCUUCCAUGUUCGGGAUACUCACAAACAAGAAAAAACCCCACGCCGGACCCAAUCUUGACGCAGAAAAUCCUUGGGAAUUUUGCUCCUGGGUUCGUCCAUCGCAGAGCUCGGGUGGGCAGCAAGCACCUCACCAGGGCAGUGUUGGAUCGUCCGAGCAUGCAGAAGCACAACUGAUUGAGAAACUAGCAACGCUGCGCCGGAGAGGCGGUGCGUGGGCGGCGAAGCGCAAGGUCUCGGAACUCGCCCGUAAUCUUGAAAAACGAGCGGACCGCGCCGUAGCGAACAUUGCUGCAUCGGACCGAUUCCCCGUCGCGCAACGGACUGCGACACGAGUGCUCAAACUGAGAGCUCCUGCUAGCAAAGAGAGGCCGCGUGAGAUGCACAAUCACGAUCCUGCAUACUCGAGACACCAGCUAGAUGGUCAUCAUGAUUUCCAGAGUCCUCAAGCAAGGCCGCCCGUCCGGACGAGCACAGGAAGUUCGGGUGAUUGGGACAGCUUGUAUGAGGAAUGUCUGGAGGAGUGCUCGAUCCCUGAAUGA